CUCUCGGCCUGGACGCUCUCAUAUUAGUACAGAGAGCAGCAACUACUGGGCUCUAUAGCCAAGGCCUGACUAUAGAUUGCAACUAGCAACCCCCACCCUGAAACCAGCCCAGAGGGGAGGGGAGGGAUCUCAGUGCAGGAUUUCAGAGCACACACGUCUUGCUGCUCUUUGGCAGCACCAUGGAGGAGGGUAAAGCGGGCAAGGUAAAGCUCACCUUCUGUGUGAUAGCGGUGGGUAUCAUCCUGGCAGUGGUGGCGGUCAGCACUGACCACUGGGCAGGACUCAGCCCCCAGCUGGAGAGCACCAACAGCACCUGUGAGGAAGCCCACUUCGGACUGUGGCGACUCUGCACCAAGAGGGUGUUUGUCCGGAGCGUGGACCCGGACGGGAAUGGAUGUGGAGACACCGACCUCCCGGGAGAAUAUAACUGCACAUAUUUCAAGCAUUUCACAUCAGGAGAAAAUGCAGAAAUUUUCCAAAUUACUACUCAGAAAGAAUAUAGCAUUUCAGCAGCAGCCAUCGCUAUCAUCAGUAUUGGGUUCAUGGUGCUCGGUACAAUCUGUCUGCUGCUCUCUUUCAACAAGAGGAUGGAUUAUUUCCUGAAACCAGCCGGCAUGUUCUUUAUCUUCUCAGGCCUGUGCAUCAUCAUCUCGGUGGAGGUCAUGCGGCAGUCUGUCAAGCGGAUGAUUGACAGCGAGGAGACCAUCUGGAUGCAGUAUCACUAUUCCUGGUCAUUCGCCUGUGCCAGUGCGGCCUUUGUCAUCCUCUUCAUCGGGGGAAUCACUCUCCUGCUCAUCUCUCUGCCGCGUAUGCCCCAAAACCCAUGGGAAACGUGCAUGGAUGCACCACCAGAACAUGUGUGAGGUGGGGGUGGGGAAUCAAAUUCACUCACAGGGAUGUGGUGGUCUAGUUUGGACAGCUUUAUUUAUGGUGGUUAAACAGGGAGACUCAUCUUCAGGGGUUUCUUGAAACAAAAAAAAAAUCACAACUUUAAUUUCAAAAAACUGAAAUUGGGAAUGAAAGUAAAACAUGCUGGGAAAAAAAGAACUGUGGAUGUUGGAAAUCUGAAACAGAACUUGCUGGAGAAACUCAGCAGGUCUGGCAUUAUCUGAAGCAAAGUUAAUCUUCGGGUUGAAAAUGAGCCCUUUGUUGUUCUGCACAAGUCCCCAGUCUGCUCCAAACACUCUGUUCCUCCACACACCUUAACAUUGCAGCUCAUUCUCUUCCAUCUCAGAUUUCCUGCAGUCCCAGUAUUUUCCUGUCAGGAAAAGCUGAAAUAUUCAGGCUUUCAUUCGGGGAAUUCGAGGCAUGGGAAGCGUGUCAAGGCCUGGACAUUAACCUUUCAUUCUCUUCCAGAUGCCUGCUGUGCAUUUUGUGCUUUCUUUAAAUUUCUUUAGCAGAACAACAGGACAUGAAUAAGUCCACUCACCGUUAAUAGUGAGUCAUUGAUGGGGUUAUGACUGGGAACUGCGUUGAUGAUAGCUUUGCUCUCUCACAGUCAGUCUCCUGGUAACACUGUAUCAUCGACACUGGUUCUCAGCACUCAGUGUCGUGAGGAUGUGUUUCUGAACAACGAUUAUUAGAUUUUCUGUGGGAAAUGGGGCCACGUGAGCAGAUCUCAGUGUUGUGAAUAACUGUACGUGCUCUCGGAACGGCAGGUUAAACAUAAACACCUUAAAUACGCAGCCACAAAAAUAGAAACAAAGAACUGGGGAUGCUGCAAAUCUGAAACUUAAACAGAAAUUGCUGGAAAAGCUCAGCAGGUCUGGCAGCAGCUGAAGAGGGAAAUCUGAGUUAACAUUUCAGGGCCAGUGACCCUUCCUCAGAAUUGGCAGUUAGCACAGACUCUGCCCCAGACCUUCAAAUACACCACCACAACUGGCUUCAGGAUAUUUCCUGAUCAACCUGUUGAGAGAUGUUAUUACACAUCCCAAGAGCAUGUGGGACUUGAACCCGUACCUCCUGGCUCAGAGGUAGGGACACUACCAUUGUGCCUACCACCAGCUCCAAACGUAGAGACAUAGGGGAUAGCAGCAGGAGGAGGCCAUUUGGCCUUUGAGCCUCCUCCACUAAUUAUCACCAUCAUUGGCUGAUCUUCCAUCACAACAGCCUAAUCCUGCCUUCCCCUCCUAACCUUUGAUUCAAUUUGUCCCAAGUGCUAUAUCUAGCUGCCUCUUGAAUACAUUUGGCAUCAACUACCUCCUGUGGUAAUGAAUCCCACAGGCUUACCACUCUUUGGGUGAAGAAAUGUCUCCUCAUCUCCAUCCUAAAUGGUCCACCCUGAAUCGUCAGACUGUGACCCCUGGUUCUGGAAGCACCCACCAUCAGGAACAUCCUCCCUGCAUCUAUCCUGUCUACUCCUAUUAGAAUUUUACAAGUGACUAUGAAAUUCACCCCCCCCCCAUUUGUCUGAACUCCAGUGAAAAUAAUCCUAACUUAGACAACCUCUCCUCAUACACCAGUCCCGCCAUCCCCAUAAUCAGCCUGAUAAACCUUCACUGCACUCCCAUGAGAGCAAGAGCGACCUUUUUGAGAGAAGGAGACCAAAUCUGCACACAAUAUUCUAGAUGUGGCCUCACUAAGGCUGGAACAACAUAUCCCUGCUCCUGAACUCAAAUUAAUAGAUUGUGAAUAGCUGGGGUCAUAGCACUGAUCCCUGUGGCCCCUCCAACGAGUUACUGCCUUGGGAAGGACUCAGUAGGACAAUUUGGGAAGGAUCCAGAGGAUUCUUUGUUUUUCUCUGCCAACUAGUUUUCUCUCCAUCUCAAUACACUUCCCCAAGUCCCAUGUGCUUUAAUCUUGCACAAUAACCUCUUACUUGCGACUUUGUCACUUUCUGAAAGUCCAAAUAUGCCACAUCAACUGGCUCCCCCUUGUCAACUCUACUAGUUACACCUUCGUAGAAUUCAAACAGAUUUGUCAAGCAUCCUGACUCUAGCAAAUCUUAGCAGGACUUAUACACUUAUUGGUAAGGUCCUAGAGAGUGUUGCUUGGAGUGUCGGUUCAUAACUGCUUGAAAGUGGAGUCACAGGUAGAUAGGAUAGUGAAGAAGGCAUUUGGUAUGCUUUCCUUUAUUGAUCAGAGUAUUGCGUACAGGAGUUGGGAGGUCAUGUUGCAGCUGUACAGGACCUUGGUUAGGCCACUGUUGGAACAUUGCGUGCAAUUCUGGUCUCCUUCGUAUCAGAACGAUGUUGUGAAACUUUAAAGGGUUCAGAAAAGAUUUACAAAGAUGUUGCAAGGAUUGGAGGAUUUGAACUACAUGGAGAGGUUGAACAGGCUGGGGCUGUUUUCCCUGGAGUGUCGGAGGCUGAGGGGUGACAUUAUAAAAGGUUUGUUAAAUUAUAAGGGGCAUGGAUAGGGUAAAUAGACAAGGUAUUUUCCCUGGAGUGGGGUCCAGAACUAGAGGGUAUAGGUUUAGGGUGAGAGGGGAAAGAUAAAAGGGACCUAAGGGGCAACUGUUUCACACAGAGGGUGAUACGUGUAUAGAAUGUGUUGUCAGUGAAAGUGGUGGACACAAGUAUAAUUACAGCAUUUAAAAGGCAUCUGGAUGGGAAUAUGAAUAGGAAGGGUUUGGAAGGAUAUGGGCCAGGUGCUGGCAGGUGGGAUUACAUUAGGUUGGGAUAUCUGGUUGGCAUGGAUGAGUUGGACCGAAGGUUCUGUUUCCAUGCUGUACAUCUCUAUGACUCUAUCUGGUCCUAUUGCUGCUUUCUAAAUGCUCUGCUAUAAAGUCUUUGAUAAUAGUUUGAAGAAUUUUCUCACUACUGAUGUUUGGUUUACUGGUCUAUAAUUCCAGGUUUUCUCUGUGGCUCCCUUUUUGAAUAUUGGCUAUCCUCCAAUCUGCAGGGACUGUUCUAGAGUCUAUACAAUCCUGGAAGAUGACCACUAAUGCAUCUACUAUUUCUACAGCCACUUCCUUAGGUAUUCUGAGAGGUAGAUCAUCAGGCCCUGAUAAAGCUUGAGAAAUUCAGACCUGCACAUUGUUCAUUGCGUUUACCUUCACACCCACUCCCUUUUCAAAAUUCCCAAGCAAUCUUAAACAGUUUGAGGAAGUUUUCUUUUUAAUGUAGUUCAAAUAUCAAUAUGUUUGUAGCAGCAUUUACUGUGGAAUGUGUGAAUUCAUGUAUUCCUGACUCCAAACAUAAGUUAAUCCAUGUACUCAACCUUGCCGUCAAAUCCUGACCUUGUCUCGCAGUGACAUUUUUGAGGUUUGUAAAUCCACUCAUUUAGGGAGAACAGCUUCAACCAUUUGAAAUCUCACCUGACAGCAAUAAUCAGAAAUAAACAAUUACACCCUGGAUCUGUAGCUUAACAAUUGGCAAAAGCUUCAACAUUGGAUUAUUAUAUCGUUCACCACUUCCCACAUUUGUGCGACAAAUGGCUUUAGGGUUCUUUCGAUGCUGUAGAAUUUAUUGAGAUUUCCCUGUAUCCAAGCAUGUGUGAGACUUGCAUUUUAACUGCAUCACUACUCCUUACACUUCUUUUUAUAAUAAACAUAUACCCAAACGUCUCCCAUCAAGAAUGUGUCACUAGAGAAAAUGUUUUCCUUGAAAUUGGCUGGGUUUUUUUUGCUGUGGCUUUAUCUCCCUUGAGACAAUAUUUCAGUGAUUGUGGAGGAUGGGGCUUGUAGGUUGCUCUGUUCGGUGGUUCAAACAAGCACUGAUGACCCUGACCCCUUUAGCUGACCCUCUCCUCGUUUGCCCAGAAGUCCUCCCGAGAUUGCAGCGUGUGUGAUUUCUAAAAUCUGUGGAGAUUGCGCUGGUAAAAAUGCGUCUCUUAAACAUUGAGCUUUGCCCUCAUUAGCGUUCUGCUUUUUCUGGUUGAAUUACAUCGAAUUGGAAUUACCAAACAGUCGAGAGGCUUUUGGGUCCCCACUCACACACAGAAUGCUCCACAUGAACCCGACUGAUCAAAUUAUUAAAAAGGACAUGCUACAGCAGAGUUCCUAGUAUCAAACUAUACUUUGCAAAUACAUAUUAGCUGAAUUAUGAGGCCUUACCCCUCAUUCAGAUACAUAGAACAUAGAAAAAUACAGCGCAGUACAGGCGCUUUGGCCCUCGAUGUUGCGCCGAUCCAAGCCCACCUAACCUACACUAGCCCAUUAUCCUCCAUAUGCCUAUCCAAUGCCUGUUUAAAUACCUUUUAUAUAAUUGUUUAAUUAUUAGACACAGUUGUUUGGCAGCACAGAACUUGAAUAUUGAGAAAAAACACAUUUUGUCAAAGCCUUUCAUCUUGCACUCAUCAGGACAAUUGACAAGAAAUAUCAAAGUAAAGGGGAAACAACUAUGAGGAGAGAGUGUUGAUUACUGAUGUUAAUGAUGACUGACAGUUAACUGAUAAGCUUUGUUUAAAUUCUACAGCAGGCAGGCUGACUGUGAUAGGGCAAUAUCUUGACCAGAAAAUAAACGAUCAAAUGGCUCUCCCCUAUUAUGUUGAGUUGAAACAGGCACUGUGUGUGUGUGUGUGUGUGUGUGUGUGUAUUUGUGUGUAAUGUUCUUUCUUUGUAUGUUAAUAUAUGCAGCUUCCAGUUCUCACAAAUGUACCACAAUGAGUCCAACUGACAAUCCUAAAUUGGUUGACAAUGUAAUUCUUUGUACAAUCAGAAUUAAAAAGCAUUUGUUGUUCGA
Hemiscyllium ocellatum (epaulette shark) is the source of this 5624-nucleotide messenger RNA. RefSeq names its product voltage-dependent calcium channel gamma-1 subunit-like. Gene Ontology annotation, biological process: regulation of calcium ion transmembrane transport via high voltage-gated calcium channel; calcium ion transmembrane transport. Gene Ontology annotation, cellular component: membrane; L-type voltage-gated calcium channel complex. NCBI's taxonomy places the organism in Eukaryota, Metazoa, Chordata, Chondrichthyes, Orectolobiformes, Hemiscylliidae. The record is from RefSeq and is a predicted model, not a curated record. The coding region runs from base 180 to 863 and encodes 227 amino acids. The transcript is spliced from 4 exons. Gene Ontology annotation, molecular function: voltage-gated calcium channel activity; calcium channel regulator activity.